AUUUAGACCCAAACCUUUUUCUUUAUUAUUUUAUUUUUGUUUCUCCUUCUUUUUCUUUUUCUUUUUUUUUCUAUUUCUUUAUAAUACUUGAAAAAGAAACAAUAAUGCGUUGGACUAGUCAUCACAAAGUGGAUCCUAAUGCAUCCCCUAGUUUAGAUGAUUUUCUUUUAUUAAAAGUGGUAGGAGAAGGAUCAUUUGGUCAAGUUAGAUUAGUUCAACAUAAGCGAACACGUCAAACAUUUGCCUUAAAAAUCAUGUCUAAAGAGAAAACAAUCCAACGUCGUGGCUGUCAUUAUAUUGUUGCCGAACGUCAAUUAUUAGAACGAUUAUCUUAUCCCUUGAUUGCUAAUUUAAGAUAUGCAUUUCAAGAUGAUGAUCAACUUUAUAUGGCGAUGGAUUAUAUGUCUGGAGGUGAUCUACGUCAAUGGUUAUUAAAAAACAAUCAUCAUCCUUUGAAAGAAUCUCACGUCCGUGCUGUCAUUGCUGAUGUUUGUCUAUCCACACAUUAUCUUCAUCAACAUCGUGUAUGUCAUCGAGAUAUCAAACCUGAAAACAUCUUGUUAGAUAACAAUGGUCAUGCUCAUUUAAGUGAUUUCAAUGUCGCCAUUACCUUUGAAACAAAUCAUCCCUUGCAAUGGUCCAAAGCUGGUUCUUUGGCUUACAUGGCCCCUGAAAUCAUUUCACAACAAGGUUACACCACCUCCAUCGAUUGGUGGAGUUUAGGGAUUGUUGCCUUUGAAUUAUUAUUUGGCACUCGUCCUUUUACGGCUCCAUCAAACGAAUUAUUAAUCAAAGCCAUCCUUUAUGAACCUUUGAUUUUCCCUGAUCAUGCUUAUGGUCAAGUAUCAAAUUCAUGUCUUCAUUUCAUAUCUGGUUUAUUACAAAAAUCAUCACAUCAACGACUUAAUAGUAAUGACGGUUCCAUUUUCAAUCACCCAUGGUUUGCUGGACUUGAUUGGCAUCAAUUAGAACAGAAAAAGGUAGCCUCGCCCAUGGUUGAUUUAAUCUCAUCAUCAUCAUCAUCAUCAUCAUCAUCAUCUACUUUAACAUCACCAUCAUCAUCUCCCAUUAGUAUUAAAAGAUAUUCUAGACCUAUUUCCAUGGAGAUUACCCAUAAUACAGCUCGACCCGUGACCGAAGAAGCUCAACAACGUGAAUGGUUGGAGGAACAAUACGCUAAUUUUGACUAUCUUAACAACAACAACAACAACAACAAUAUAAACAAUUCCCUUUUCAGGACGUUGUUUUGUUCUUGUUUCUGAUUUCUAUGCGCUCCGAUCAUCUUGAUUUGGUGUUUCCGUCGUGUACAACCAU
This is a messenger RNA of Halteromyces radiatus, 1314 nucleotides long. RefSeq names its product kinase-like domain-containing protein. Lineage: Eukaryota; Fungi; Mucoromycota; Mucoromycetes; Mucorales; Cunninghamellaceae. Gene Ontology annotation, molecular function: ATP binding; protein serine/threonine kinase activity. The record is from RefSeq and is a predicted model, not a curated record. Bases 105 to 1262 code for a protein of 385 amino acids. The transcript is spliced from 4 exons. Gene Ontology annotation, biological process: protein phosphorylation.